Messenger RNA from Cicer arietinum (chickpea), 747 nucleotides. RefSeq lists its product as uncharacterized. The record is from RefSeq and is a predicted model, not a curated record. Lineage: Eukaryota; Viridiplantae; Streptophyta; Magnoliopsida; Fabales; Fabaceae.
AUGGCUGGUGGAAGGAAUGAUGUUGCGAUUGCUAAGGCUCUAGAGUCCCUGGCAGGAGUUACAGUGCAGGCUUUCCAAGCUUUGGCUGAAUCUCAAGCUACUACACAAGCCUCUGCGCAAGCUGCUACUCAAGCUGCACAAAUUGCUGCUCAAGCUACUAGCUACAGUGGUGGCCAAGGGAAUAUGCAAAUAAAUGAAUUCAUGGUGAUGGAUCGAUUCCACAAGGCUAAUCCUCCAUCGUUUGAAGGUCACUAUAAUCCUGAUGGAGCUCAAAAGUGGUUACAAGAAGUUGAAAAGAUUUUCAGAGGAGUGGCAUGUCCCGAAGGUCAGAAAGUGCAUCUUGGUACCUUUAUGUUGACGGAAGAAGCUGAACAUUGGUGGGAUAAUGCACGCCAACGUUUAGAGAAUGCAGGGACUGCAAUUACUUGGGCUAUAUUCAAGAACAUGUUUCUAAUUAAGUAUUUCCCUGAAGAUAUCCGUAAUAGAAAGGAGAUGGAAUUUGUUAAAUUGGAACAGGGGAAUAUGACAGUAGCGGAGUAUGCCGCUAAGUUCGAGGAAUUAUCCAGGUACUAUCCACUCUAUGUUGGAGAAGCAGGAGAAAAGUCUAAGUGCAUCAAGUUUGAAAUGGGACUUAGGCCAGAGAUCAAGAAACAGGUUGGAAUGCAAGAGAUCCGCGACUUUCCUACCCUAGUGAAUAAGAGUAGGAUUUAUGAUGAGGAUAGCCGACAAGAGGCCUAUGCAUCAUAA